Messenger RNA from Rotaria sordida, 378 nucleotides. NCBI's taxonomy places the organism in Eukaryota, Metazoa, Rotifera, Eurotatoria, Philodinida, Philodinidae. The record is from the annotation of a GenBank genome assembly.
AUGGAACGUGUUUCUGAAACUUUUCUUCUGCAUCCACAAACAUCUAAAAAACGUGCAUCAAUUGAUCUUGGUAUCUCCCGUAGAAGCUUAGGCCGUCUUAUGCAGGAUCUAAAUUUAAAACUAUAUAAACCAAGAUUAUUACAAGCUUUAAACGAAGAUGAUCCAGAUCGAAGAACAGAAUUUUGUGAAUGGGUUUUAGAUUCAUUUGAAGAAGAUCCAACUCUAUUGGAUCGAAUUCUAUGGACGGACGAGGCCAUAUUCAAAGUAAACGGUCGUGUUAAUAGACACAAUUGCGUUUAUUGGAGUGAUACAAAUCCACACCUCGUUAUUGAACAAGAACUCAAUGUACCACAGGUGGUUGUUUGGGGAGGAAUAUGA